CAAAAAGAACAUGUUUACAAUUUAAAUAGAAGAUGGGCGCAAAGCCUAGUAAAAUAAAAUUCUUACAUUUACCAGGAUGGAAAAAUGGGCAGCUGAAGGACGAAACUUUGAGAGUGAAGAGGAGGACGAUGAACGACUUCCGGACGAAUCUAAACCUUCCAUUCCCGAGGACGAUCCGAACUAUUAUGGUCAAGUUCAUGACCCUCACACAUAACCAGUCCUUUCCUGAGUCAUCUAUUUUAAUGUUUCAGAUCAGGAUGGUUCGAACUAAGCAGGGUAAGCGUGUUCCUGGAGACGAGGUGGCUGAGGAUGAAGCUCAGGUUGGAUCUACUACUCAGGAGGAAACUAAACCUGCACCCACUGAGAAUGGUGCUCCUGAAUCUGAAAACCUACCCGACUCUACUGCUGAAGCUGUAGAAGCUGCCACUGCUCCUGCUGAUGAAGCUUCUCCUGCUCUAGAGAACGGAGAAGCUGCUCCAGCCCCUACCGCAGCAGAAGAGAAGAAAAAGAGAGUGAAGAAGGAGAAGACUAAAGAGAAGGUUGAAGGAGAAGAAGAAGAGAAGGAUAAGAAGAAAAAGAAGAGUUUACCCGCUUGGGCCACCGUAUCAGAAAGUACCAAGAGUAAACUUGCAACCUCUACCUCGGUAAAAGUGCAACGGCCUAGACUUGUGGAUGACGUCAUCAAUGCAAUUGAAACUUGUGCAGAUUCAAGAGGAAAUGCUACUGCCGGAGCUAUCCGUAGCUUCCUUGCCUCCGAGCACCCUGAAUGUCCGAAGCACAUGUUCAAGAAGGUCGUCUUAAACGCCGUGGAGAAGAAGAUCAUUAAACAAACUAAGGGAACCGGUUUUACUGGAAAGUUUAGAAUUGAGAGUUCCGGGAAGAAAGGAAGUAAGGGAAAGAAUAAGGUUGCUGCACCGAAAGAAUCCCUGGAUGAUAUUCUCCCCUUGGCGUUUACCUGGGCCUGUAAUCCAAAGGAAUCCUCAGUCAAUCUCAUCAAGAAGUAUAUUGGUGAGCACUACCCGGACCUGGAUGUGGAAGGCGGGGGAUUUAGGAAAGCUAUUGAAGGAGGAGAAGCUAAGGGUCAGCUUAAGCGUAUCUCAGGAAAGGGAAUGAGUGGAACCUUUGCCCUGGUGGAUAGAGCCGACAAGACCGGGGCCAAGUACGAGGACGCCAUAGAGUCCGCCAUCAUUGCCAUGAACGAACCCAAGGAGUGCAGUGUUACCAAGAUCAGGGAUUAUCUUGGUGCUUAUCAUCCUGAGUUUGAAACUGACAACAAACCUCAUUUAUUCAAGAAAGCAUUGGAACGAAACCUUAAAAAUGGUUGGAUUAUCCAGAUGACUGGAAAAGGAUUCACAGGAAGUUUCCGCCUGGGUUGGCCCUACUACCCAUCUCCCAGAGUUCUCUGGGGAGAUGAAUACAAGGAAAAAAGUGAAAAACCAGCGAAGAAGCGCGCAGCUGCUGCGUCACAUGAUUCCGAAGACGGAGAAUCUGAAGAGGAAGAAGAGGAGAUUGUGCCGCCAUCGAAGAAGCGUGCCGCUCCCAACGCCAGAUCAACAGUCCUUCCGGCGGCCAAGAAGUCUAAGACAGUUGCUAAGAAUACGACUGCUGUUGUUGCGAAGAAGUCAAAGCCGAUUGUCGCUAAAAAGUCGAAGACCGGCAAGAAACGAUCUCGAAAGUAAAGAGCUCAAAUAACGAUGUUCAUUACCUCUGCAAUUCAGACCUGAAUACCGUAAACGUUCAACAUUUAUUGUUUCUCCAAUAUUGUUAUUGUACCAUCGUCAUUUUGUAAAUUUUUCUUGUUAAAUUUCUAAAAUUUGUAAAAUAAGGUUUUUUUAAAAAGCCAAACCUUCUCUACCAUGCAGAAAGAUGUUUAUUGUAUACAAUUCAAAAUUUAUCUUGAGCUUUCUUUGGUUUAUUUACUUUUUGCGUAUUUACUAACAGAGAGCAGAUUUAAAUGCUUAAUUAAUUUUUGGUAUUGUAAAAUAUGAUUUGUAAAUUGUAAUUUUUUUUAAAAAUUGUUUGAAUGUUUUUUUUAAAUGAAAACCCUCGUUUGGUGUUAAAAGGCAUAUUAAAUUUUUUUGUUGUGCUUCACAUUUCACAUUAUAAAUUUGUUUGCUUCACUAAAUCUAUAUCCAAGAUAUGCAUUUGUGCACUUAAAUUCUUUCAAAACAUAUUUUCUUUCUGAAUAACUUAAAAAUGGAACCAUAAAUAGUAAAAAACCUCAUUUAGAUGCCACGUGAUUUAAGGAUAUCCUAAUUUAAGAAACAUUCUAGAACCAAACUUUAAUGGAACUAAGUACUGGAACCUGUAGAAAUAACUAUAAGGUCAUGCACUAGAACCUGAUAUAGAUGGAACCAUGUUUUAGAACCUGAUAUAGAUGAAACCAUGUACUAGAACCUAAGCUAGAUGGAACCAUGUA
Eurytemora carolleeae is the source of this 2419-nucleotide messenger RNA. Its product is annotated as heterochromatin protein 1-binding protein 3. The transcript has 12 exons. The coding region runs from base 33 to 1679 and encodes 548 amino acids. Gene Ontology annotation, biological process: nucleosome assembly. Gene Ontology annotation, cellular component: nucleosome. The record is from RefSeq and is a predicted model, not a curated record. Gene Ontology annotation, molecular function: DNA binding. Lineage: Eukaryota; Metazoa; Arthropoda; Copepoda; Calanoida; Temoridae.